ACACGUAGCGAAAGUGUACUAUUUAAAACGGGUGUGGAGUAAAGAGUCCCUCAACUUGCAAAUGACACGCGAUGGUACAUAUACUCGGCCAACCCUGCCUAAUUCAGUACAUCAGUUAACCUCCCGUUAAAAGAAGCCAAUGUGGCAAUUAAAUUACGUUUCUAUCGUACACGGUGGAGGGCGAGUCAGCAAGCUCCCACCCCCUCUUUUAUAAACAACCCUAAAUUGAAGACCGGUGGACCAAAAUUGAAGCUUUGAGCGACAGAAAACCCUAUUUGAAGAAUCCCUCGUCUGGAGCAGAGAUUUUGAGGAACGGUCUUGUACUCUUGUUCGAGGAUCUUUGAAUCACUUUUGAGAUGGCAUAUGGAAAUUGUCUAUGUGGGAUGCCUAUAAAGAUGAUGACAUCGUGGACAGAUGAAAAUCCAGGCAGACGGUUCGUUGCUUGCUCAAGACGUGGAUGCUGCAGCAACUUUGAGUGGGUUGAUCCAGGGCUUUUGAGGAAAAUAAACAACCCACAACGUGUGAUUGAUGAGGCAGAACCUGUGAAAAGGAAAGAGAAGAUGUGGACUGUGAUAUGGUGUGUAUUGGGAGGAAUUGUGAUGCUACUGUUGUUCAUCAUACUCGUGGGCAGUGAAAAGAAGUCCUUAAAAGACCUGUAGUGGUUCUUCUUAGGAGUUUAUGUUGUUAAGUUGUAAUAUUUAUUGCUAUGUUGUAAUCCUAGUUUAAUCACCAAGUUUGUCAAUCAGUU
Cuscuta epithymum is the source of this 748-nucleotide messenger RNA. NCBI's taxonomy places the organism in Eukaryota, Viridiplantae, Streptophyta, Magnoliopsida, Solanales, Convolvulaceae. The record is from the annotation of a GenBank genome assembly.